This is a messenger RNA of Papilio polytes (common Mormon), 1390 nucleotides long. Its product is annotated as trans-1,2-dihydrobenzene-1,2-diol dehydrogenase-like. The record is from RefSeq and is a predicted model, not a curated record. Gene Ontology annotation, molecular function: nucleotide binding. NCBI's taxonomy places the organism in Eukaryota, Metazoa, Arthropoda, Insecta, Lepidoptera, Papilionidae. Bases 326 to 1327 code for a protein of 333 amino acids. The transcript is spliced from 6 exons.
UUUCGUCCCGUGAUCGAGCGUGAUGGUCAUGAUCAUUGAUCAAUCAUCUUUUGUAUAACUUGUAACACGGUUUGUGGCCGUGAUGAUUUUAUUUAAUAGCACUUUUCAAUGUAGCUUCCAAUUUUAUACCAGCAAGAGGACAUUUUCUUGAUUUGGUCCAGUUUGACUCUGUAGUCGAUUCAAAACUAUUAGCCGUAUUGUAAAUUCCAAUAGGGAAAAACUUAUAUUUUGUUUAUAAAAAAUACUAAAACAAAACAAAGCCACCUUUUUGUAGCAGUCAAGUGUUGUGAUAAGUUGGGACCAAAAAGGCAUAUAGUAAUCAAAUAUGACUUUAAAAUUAAAUUGGGGCAUCGCCGGUGUUGGCAUGAUCAGCCAUGACUUUUUAACAGCCAUGUCAAAUCUGUCAUGCGAUCAACACAAGGUUGUUGCUAUCGCUGGCAAAGAUCUGAGCCGAGCACACAGACUUGCAAUGCUACAUAAUAUCAACACAGCAUACGAAGGCUAUGAAACACUAGCAUAUGACAGUUCUAUUGACAUCGUUUUCGUCAGCUUGAUGAAUUUACAGCAUUAUGACGUAGCUAAGUUAAUGUUAGAGAAUGGUAAACAUGUGCUCUGCGAAAAGCCAAUGGGCAUGACGUACAAACAGACAAAGUCAUUGGUGGACCUGGCAAGGGAAAAGAAAUUAUUUCUUCUCGAAGGGAUGUGGUCGAGGUUCUUUCCUGCUUACGAUGCUUUGGAUAAACACAUUGCCAGCGGCGGGCUUGGGGAUGUCUAUCAUGUAAACGUACAAUUCGGGGUCGAGAUUAACGACAUUGAGAGAAAUUUAAUGAAAGACUUGGGCGGCGGCGCGGUGAUGGAUUUAGGUUUAUACAUGUUGCAACUGGUGCAGUUUGUGUACAAAGAGCCGCCCACCGACAUUAUGUGCACGGGCCACUUGAGCAAGGCCGGCGUCGACGAGUCGCUCUCCUGCGCCCUUAAGUACAAGGGAGGCAGGACGGCGACGAUAUCGGCGCAUACCCGCGCCAACAUGACUAAUAGAGCCGAGAUCACGGGGACUAAGGGUACUAUUGCGCUUGAUUACUUCUGGUGUCCGACCACGCUACAGAUAUCGGCUGCCAACAACACGGAAUGGACGCUACCCAAGGGAAAGUACAGUUAUCACUUCCACAAUAGCGCCGGCCUCGCCUACCAGAUACAGGAGUGCUGGGAUUGCUUGGCUAAAGGUUUACUGGAAAGUCCUAAAAUGUCGUUGGACGAGAGCAUAUUAUUUUCAAAGUUAACGGACACGAUGCGGGCACAAUUAGGAGUACUAGAUGUAGGUCUAUAACUAACGGUGAAUCUCCAUUGUAACACCUGUAUUAAAUAUUGCCAUCCCUCUUACUCCUCAUGG